CCUAUAAGGUGUCAGGACGUGGCGGUCUAUUUCUCCAUGGAGGAGUGGGAGUAUGUAGAAGGACACAAGGAUCAGUACAAGGAUCAGGUCAUGAUGGAGGAUCAGCAGCCCCUCACAUCACCAGUCAGAUCCAGUAAGAGAACAGCACCAGAGAGGUGUCCCCGUCCUCUUCUUCCACAGGAUGAUCAGGGUGAAGAUCUGAACAAUAUUAAAACUAUAGAGACAGAUGUGAGCGGUGAUAAGCAGUUUAAGGAGAACUUUCCUACAGAGAAAGAUCUGAUCUAUAUUAAUGCUACAGACAUAAAGGAAGAAGAAGAGACAGAUGUGAGCGGUGAUGUGCAGUAUAAGGAGGACAUUCCUACAGGGGAAGUUCUUAUCUAUAUUAAUGCUCCAGAGACAAAAGUGAGCCGUAAUAAGCAGUAUGAGGAAAACAUUCCUACAGGGAAAGAUCUGAUCUAUAUUAACGCUACAGACAUAAAGGAAGAAGAGGCAGAUGUGAGCAGUAAUGAGCAGUAUAAGGAGGACAUACCUAUAGGGAAAGAUCUGAUCUAUGUUAAAACUACAGACAUAAAGGAAGAACAAGAGACAGAUUUGAACUGUGAUGAGCAGUAUAAGGAGGACAUUCCUACAGGGAAAGAUCUGAUCUAUAUUAAUGCUACAGACAUAAAGAAAAAAGAAGAGACAGAUGUAAGCGGUGAUGAACAGUAUAAAGAGGACAUUCCUACACGGAAAGAUCGGAUCUAUAUUAAUGCUACAGACAUAAAGAAAGAAGAAGAGACAGAUUUGAGCAGUGAUGAGCAGUAUAAGGAGGACAUUCCUACAGGGAAACAUCUGAUUUAUAUUAAUGCUACAGACAUAAAGAAAGAAGAGUCAGAUGGGAGUGGUAAUGAGCAGUAUAAGGAGGACAGCCCUACAGGGAAAGAUCUGAUCUAUAUUAAUCCUACAGACAUAAAGGAAGAACAAGAGACAGAUGUGAGCAGUGAUGAUCAGUAUAAGGAGGACAUUCCUACAGGGAAACAUCUGAGCUCUAUUAAUGCUACAGACAUAAAGGACCAACAAGAGACAGAUGUAAACAGUGAUAAGCAGUAUAAGGAGGGCAUUUCUACAGGGAGAGAUAUGAUCUAUAUUAAUGCUACAGACAUAAAGAAAGAGGAAGAGACAGAGAUGAGCAGCGAUGAGCAGUAUAAGGAGGACAUUUCUGCAGGUAACUGCCCAGAUUCUUGUAGCAGGAGAUCAGAGGAGAAUCUUAUAUCUUCAGAUUAUAAAGCAGAUGAUGAUAUCACACAAGAUACAUAUGAAGAACAUUCCAUUAUCCCAGAUACACCCUCAGCCCUUCACAGCCAAGAUCUCUCAUCUCAUCCUUAUAUACAGGUCCUGUCUUCUCAGUCAUCACAGGAUGUUCAGCAAAAUAAAAGUCACAGAAGGGGUGUUGGACACCAACAAGCUCAUACAGGAAAGAAAACAUAUUCAUGUUCAGAAUGUGGGAAAUGUUUUACUUCUAAAUCAGAUCUUGUUGUACAUCAGAGAACUCACACAGGAGAGAAGCCCUUUUCAUGUUCACAAUGUGGAAAAUGUUUCACUCAGAAAUCGCAUCUUGUUGGACAUCAGAGAACUCACACAGGAGAGAAGCCAUUUUCAUGUUCAGAAUGUGGAAAAUAUUUUACUUCUAAAACGUGGCUUGUUCAGCAUCAGAGAACUCACUCAGGGGAAAAACUGUUUUCAUGUUCAGAAUGUGGGAAAUGUUUUACUUCUAAAUCACGGCUUGUUGAACAUCACAGAACUCACACAGGUGAGAAGCCAUUUCCAUGUUCAGAAUGUGGGAAAUGUUUUACUAAGAAAUCAAAUCUUGUUGAACAUCAAACAGCUCACACAGGAGGGAAGCCAUUUUCAUGUUCAGAAUGUGUAAAAUGUUUUACUUCUAAAUCACGGCUUGUUAGACAUAUGAGAAUUCACACAGGGGAGAACCCAUUUUCAUGUUCAGAAUGUGGGAAAUGUUUUACUUCUAAAUCAAAUAUUAUUGAACAUCAGAGAACUCACACAGGGGAGAAGCCAUUUUCAUGUUUAGAAUGUGGAAAAUGUUUUACUAAGAAAUCAAAUCUUGUUGAACAUCAAAUAACUCACACAGGUGAGAAGCCAUUUCCAUGUUCAGAAUGUGGGAAAUGUUUUACUCGGAAAGCACAUCUUGUUGUACACCUACAGAAAUGUCUGUUAUACAAAAUGCAAACAGAAUCCAAAUAACACAUCUGUAUAUACGUCACCUGGUACUAGAAUAUUAUACAUUAAACCUUGUUACAAAUGUUUAAUACUGUAAUUUCUGUUCCAGCGAUAUUAUUCACCUUUUUUUUUCUCCUCACAAUUUCAAAGGCCUUUUGUGCUGCUUUGAAAAUAUGUGAACAUUAAUUUUUGUGCCACUUUUGUUUUUCUUUGUGGCAAAAAAUUUUUUUCUUGUUGCAGCCAUAUUGGAUUUUUUUUUGCGCCAAAAUUGGCAAUUUUGGAACCAAAAUUGCAGAUUUUUGCACCAAAUUUUAUAUCCCAGA
Hyla sarda is the source of this 2537-nucleotide messenger RNA. RefSeq names its product oocyte zinc finger protein XlCOF7.1-like. Gene Ontology annotation, biological process: negative regulation of transcription by RNA polymerase II; regulation of cytokine production; regulation of immune system process. The record is from RefSeq and is a predicted model, not a curated record. Bases 37 to 2238 code for a protein of 733 amino acids. The transcript is spliced from 4 exons. NCBI's taxonomy places the organism in Eukaryota, Metazoa, Chordata, Amphibia, Anura, Hylidae.